CGACAGCUCUCCCUCCCCUUACUUUUUUUUUUUUCUUCCCUUCAAAGUUUUCUUCGGAGUGGGGAGAGGGGUGGGAGAGGAAGAGGGUCCAGCCAGCCUCGGUCCAUACUCUUUCCCUGUCUAACUUGCCCCCGCCUUCCUACCCCUCCAUCCCCUGCGCGCCGCUGCCCCUCCGGAGCAGCGCUCCCAACUGACAAUUGGAGCGCGGCUCCUUUAAGAGCCCGGCUUUGCCUCCCGGUAGCUGAAGGUCAUUAAACACAAAAGCUCUCAGCGCUGCGGUCCAAUAUAGCGCAUGCGCCCUGCCCGAGGACUGGCAGAGAGACGGCAAUAUGGCGAGAAUGCCUGGCAGCGGGGACUGUAACACCAGCGCGGGCGGCAGCGCCAGCGCCGCCGCCGCCGCCGCCGAGAACAAUGGGGAGCGGGGCGAGGGCGAGCGCGGUGCAGGGGGCCGCGGCCGCCGCCACGGCCGCCCGCACUACUGCAGCGCGGGAGAGGAGGAGGAGGAAGAGGAAGAGGAGGACGAGAUCCAGGAGGUGCAGAUAACGGGGGACGAGGAGGAGGAGGAGGAGGACGGAGGUGGGGGUCUGGAGGAGGAGGAGGAGGAAGAGGAGGAGGAAGAGAUGGGGCUGGACUGGGACGAGCCCCUGGAGCCCGAGGACUCGGCCGGGGAGGAGCUGGAGCCUGAGCCGGUCCAUAUGAUCAAUAUGGACCAGAGCGCUGCGCUGGAGCCCGAGGCGCCGCCGCGACUGCUGGCGCCCCGGGCCCGCGGUGGGCCGCCCGGGGACGGCGCCGAGCUGGACCCCGACGUGCUGCAGCGCCCCGAGCGGGCCCGGCUGAGCGAGAACACCCGGCUGGCCACCCGCUACGCCGUGCGCAUCUUCCGGGAGUACCUGAGCGAGAAGGCGCAGAGCCCGGACUUCGAGACCAUGGACAAGGGGGCGCUGUGCCGCGUGCUGCGCUCGUUCUACGCCGAGGCCCGCUCCAAGAGCGGCCAGCUCUACAGCAAAUCGUCGCUCAUCAGCAUCCGCAGCUCCCUCAACCGCUACCUCAACGAGCCCCCGUACUGUCGCACGCUCGACCUCACCAAGGACCCCGAGCUGCGCAGCGCCAACCUGACGCUGGCCGCGGUCAUCCGCAAGCUCGAGGAGCAGGGCGCCGGGCCAGUGGUGCAGAAGCAAGCCAUCACGCGCGCCGACCUGCGCAAGCUCUACACCUCCAGCGUCUUCAGCACCAACACGCCCUUCGGGCUGCUCAACAAGGUCUGGUUCGAGACGUGCAUGUACUUCUGUACGCGCGGCCGCGAGAACCAGCGCGAGCUCGAGGAGGACUCCUUUGGGCUGGCCAUGGACGAGGACGGCCGCAAGUUCGUCUACUUUAAGUCCCUCGGGCCCUACCACAAAUCGCGCUCAUCGUCUUGGAGCAAGAAGCGCGCCGAGAGCAGCGACGAGGAGAACUUGCCCCGCAUGUACGAGACAGGAACCGAGUUCUGCCCUUACGCCAGCUUCGUCAAGUACCUGUCGAAGCGCAACCCCCUCUGCAAGGCGUUCUUCCAGCGGCCCCGGGACCACUGCAGCGAGGGCGAUGUGACCUGGUACGAGAACAAAGCCAUUGGCAAGAACUUGCUGGGCACCAGGAUGCAGAUGCUCUCCAAGGCAGCCAAACUCUCCAAGACCUACACCAACCACUGCAUCGGCGCAGUGUCCAUCGCCACGCUCAACAGCAUCGCGGGCAUCGGUACCAAACUGGGCUCGCCCGCCCCGCAGGGCUGCUACGCCGAGGCUCUGAACGGGGCGGCUCGCCACCACUCCCACCAUCCCCCCACUCAUUCCUCCCACCACCACCGCCCCCAGCCGCCCUCGCUGGGGAACACCUAUAUCCUCCCCAGAGACAGCCAGGUUGGGCCCGACGUGAAAUCGGAGGCUGCGCCCAAGCGCGCUCUGUACGAGUCCGUGUUUGGGUCUGGGGAAAUCUGCGGCCCCUCUUCCCCCAAAAGACUUUGUAUCCGCCCCUCGGAGCCUGUGGAUGCGGUGGUGGUGGUUUCCGUGAAACACGACCCCCUGCCUCUUCUUCCAGAAGCCAAUGGGCACAGAAGCACCAAUUCUCCCACAAUAGUUUCACCUGCUAUUGUUUCCCCCACCCAGGACAGUCGGCCCAAUAUGUCAAGACCUCUGAUCACCAGAUCUCCUGCCUCGCCCCUGAACAACCAAGGCAUUCCUACUCCAGCCCAGCUCACAAAAUCCAAUGCACCCGUCCACAUUGAUGUGGGCGGCCACAUGUACACCAGCAGCCUGGCCACCCUCACCAAAUACCCUGAAUCCAGAAUCGGAAGACUUUUUGAUGGUACAGAGCCAAUUGUUUUGGACAGUCUCAAACAGCACUAUUUCAUUGACAGAGAUGGACAGAUGUUCAGAUAUAUCUUGAAUUUUCUACGAACAUCAAAACUCCUCAUUCCUGAUGAUUUCAAGGACUACACUUUGUUAUACGAAGAGGCAAAAUAUUUUCAGCUUCAGCCCAUGCUGUUGGAGAUGGAAAGAUGGAAACAGGACAGAGAAAGUGGCCGCUUUUCGAGGCCCUGUGAGUGCCUGGUGGUGCGUGUUGCCCCAGACCUCGGAGAAAGGAUCACGCUCAGUGGUGACAAAUCCUUGAUAGAGGAAGUGUUUCCAGAAAUCGGCGAUGUGAUGUGUAACUCUGUCAACGCAGGCUGGAAUCACGACUCCACGCACGUCAUCAGGUUCCCACUGAAUGGCUACUGUCACCUCAACUCAGUGCAGGUCCUCGAGAGGUUGCAGCAAAGAGGGUUUGAAAUCGUGGGCUCCUGCGGGGGAGGAGUGGACUCAUCUCAGUUCAGCGAAUACGUCCUGCGGCGGGAGCUGAGGCGGACACCCCGCGGACCCUCCGUCAUCCGGAUAAAGCAAGAGCCUCUGGACUAAGUGGACGUAUUUCUUAUGCAAAAAGGAAGAAAACAUACUUAUGACGCAAACAGAAAAAAGGGACAUUUAUGUGCAGUUGGGACAGCACACCAAGUCCUGGACCUAAAAUUGAAUAAAAGACACAUUUAUAUCCAAUAGAGACCACACCUGUAUUCAUAUGGGAACAAUUGGAAUAGUGAUAUCCUCGAGGUGUAAAAAAUAUAUAAAUAUAUAUAUAUAUGUCAAAAGGUAGGAAAUGCAAAAAAAGAAAAAAAAAAAAAAAGAAGAAGGUGGUGCUGUGAUGGCCGUGAAGUGUCCUGGGCCUCCUGAGGCCUCUGACCAAUAAACAAGCCAUGAGCAGUGAGGACGCAUCUCCUUACCGUUUUCGUUGCCAACAGCCAUCCAUUGUUUCUUUUUCCUUUGUCUUUCUUUUUCCUUUUUUUUUUUUUUUAAAAAAAAAAAAAAACAAAAAAACAAAAACCAACCACUAGAAUUACAUUUCCUGCGUAUGGAAGUUUCAUGUCUCUCUUUAUAUGGGGGACCAGGCAGGACUUCAAAAAAACCUCUCAUGAGCACACUGCAUUUGAAAGACGUUAGACAUGAAAUUUUAAAUGUAGUUUGUACAGAAGUCACACUUUUUUGUCCACCUCACAGAUGUGAACUUACUUUGUUUUUAAACUGAUCAGUUUUGCAAAGGGGCCAGAAUUAUUACUUGUUAGAGUUGCUCCAGUUUGAGUCUGCUGCUUUCCUACAGUUUUUCAAAUUUUAUAAUGUAUUAAAUACAAUAAACUCUGUUUAAAAAAUAA
Molecule: messenger RNA, 3715 nt
Organism: Sus scrofa (pig)
Lineage: Eukaryota; Metazoa; Chordata; Mammalia; Artiodactyla; Suidae
Source: RefSeq, a predicted model, not a curated record